Erythranthe guttata (spotted monkey flower) is the source of this 793-nucleotide messenger RNA. NCBI's taxonomy places the organism in Eukaryota, Viridiplantae, Streptophyta, Magnoliopsida, Lamiales, Phrymaceae. The record is from RefSeq and is a predicted model, not a curated record.
UAUUCUUAUUCCCUCAUCAGAUUGCUGUAUGGUAGGAAAUGGAGUGACGGAGAAGCUUCGAAAGCACUCCAAUGUUUUUGCCUUUACGUGAUAGUUUUGGCCAUGAAUGGUACAUCCGAGGCAUUUAUGCAUGCAGUUGCAACAGAGAAUCAACUCAAACGGUCGAAUGACUCGUUACUCGUCUUCUCAUUGAUUUACCUAGUCUUGAAUGUCUUACUUAUACGAUCAGCAGGCGCAAUUGGAUUAAUAUUAGCAAAUUCUUUGAACAUGUUCUUCAGGAUAGUCUAUUCAGCAAUUUUCAUCAGAAAAUAUUUCAAGGAUUCUUCAUCCUUUUCCUUUAGAGACUGCUUGCCGAAAGGAAGUGAACUUCUACUUAUUUCAGGUGUAGCCACCUUUAUUCUCGAGAGAAUAUAUCUCGACCGAGAGAAUUUCUGGUCAACUUUUACGAUUCACCUCUCUUUUGGUUUGGCGUGUUUCAGUGUCGCGGCUUUUGUAAUCUACAAGAAAGAGAAGCCUUUCAUCAGUAAAAUCAUACGUUUUCGUAAACACGCUGAUUGAAAGCUCCGAUAAAAUAAAACAUACACGGUUAAUUAGAUGGGCAAAAAUCGUAUUGAUUCUGGUGUAACCUAAACCGUUGAUGACAUUUUCAUUUUUGCUCGAGUAGAUUGUUACCGAUGAACUUGUGUAAGAAUGUAUUGAAAAUGAUGUGAGCCCUUUAAAUUUAUCAUUGAUCUUGGGAUAAAAGUUAACUUCAUUCGGGUGAAUACAAAGGAGAAUAUAAUUUAGUUAUUUA